CAUAACUACAGAAGUCAAUACGGAUGUUAGUCUAUUGUUAUACAUUGAGAAUCAGUGCUGCAAACCCUUAUCUUACGCACAAACUGUAUAUAAUAACACUGUAAGAUAACGAUACCAAAUCGUAUGAUAACCAAGAUACUGUAGAUCAUAGAUCUAUGAAACAUUCAUCCGUGUAGAUUAUAGUUAAAAAUUUUGAGAGUCGUCGUUUGAUUCGGUCGGACUGUGACAACGUUGGCAGACAAUGACGAUUGACUGCCAAAGGAAAUGACCACUUAAUUAACAGGAUGAAGAUCGACUAUCCAACAAGACACUCUUCAAAAAUGGAGUUCUAAAAUAUUCAAUAUGAGACAACAGGGAUGGAUGCGUAUUUUGGCUUUCAUUACAUUUUCAUGGGUUGCCUUUUUAUUAAUUACAAUUAAAUUUGUAAAACAACAAGAUAAUAUAGAUGGCGAUUCAUCUCAAAGAUUAGCUAGAGCACUUGAGGAACUUGAAAAAUUACAUAGAAGUAAUGCAGAACUUAAUGCACUAGUUUUGGACCUAAAUGAUAACCCAAAAGUUGAUCACAAAAAAGUUCUUCUAGCUUAUAUGAAAAAUUCCAAAGAAACUCAUUCAAAUGCUCCAUCAGAAGAAUAUGAACUUUUGCGUCGACGUAUAUAUGCUAAUAUAAAAGAACUUUCGUUUUAUAUAAACACUGAAUUAAAUUCUUUGGGAAAAGAAAUUAAUGGAGUAAAUACAGAGCAUUUAGAAAAAAUUAAAAAAAAUUUUGGUGAACAUUAUAGAGCUCUACUCAGUGAUGUGAAAAAUUUAUCUGAAGUUGAUGGGCAUGCACAGUGGAGGAAAAAAGAAUCAGAGAAUUUAAGUAAUUUAGUGCAAAAACGUUUGUAUUAUUUACAAAACCCAUCAGAUUGUUCUAAAGCAAAAAAAAUUGUUUGCGACCUAAAUAAAGGUUGUGGAUAUGGUUGUCAAAUACAUCACGUUGUUUAUUGUUUUAUUGUUGCUUAUGCAACAGAAAGAACAUUAGUACUAAAAUCAAAAGGCUGGAGGUAUUCUAGAGGUGGUUGGCAGGAUGUAUUCUUACCGUUAAGUAAUACAUGUACAUCACCCAAUGGAGAAACAGUAAGCCGAUGGCCUGGUAAUCGAAAAACUCAAGUUAUCACUCUACCCAUUAUUGAUUCAAUAAAUCCUAGGCCUUCUUUUCUUCCACUUGCUUUACCAGAAGACAUUGCACCAAGAUUAAAUAUUUUACAUGGAGAUCCUGUUGUAUGGUGGAUAGGUCAAUUUCUAAAAUAUAUGCUCAGGCCACAACCUAUUACCAGUCAAAUGUUAGAUGAUUAUUCCAAGAAAGUAGGAUUUAAAAAACCAAUUGUUGGAGUGCACAUUAGAAGAACCGAUAAAGUCGGUACAGAAGCUGCAUUCCAUAAAUUAGAUGAAUAUAUGGUUCAUGUAGAAGAAUUUUAUAAAUUUCAAGAACUUAAUAAUAAAAUUCAUAAAAAGCGUGUUUAUUUGGCUACUGAUGAACCCAAAUUAUUUUCUGAAGUUAAACAUAAAUAUCCUGAUUAUGAAAUAAUUGGAGAUGAAGAUAUUUCUAAAACUGCAUCAAUAAGUAAACGGUAUUCAGGUCAAUCAUUAAGUGGUAUAAUAACUGAUAUUCAUUUUUUAUCACUAAGUGAUUACUUAGUUUGUACUUUUUCAUCUCAGGUAUGCAGAGUUGCAUAUGAAAUAAAGAACACACUCCAAUCUGAUGCUUCUACUUUAUAUAAAUCUCUAGAUGACAUAUAUUAUUAUGGAGGUCAAAAACGUAGACUUCAUGUAGCAGUUUUAUCUCAUGUAGCUGAUGGGCCUCAAGAAAUGGAUCUUCAAGUUGGUGAUCAAAUUGCUGUAGCGGGCAAUCAUUGGGAUGGCUAUUCAAAAGGAACAAAUUUACGUACUAAAAAAAAUGCUUUAUAUCCCACAUUUAAAGUAAUUCCAAAAAUUGAGACUGCUAGUUUUGGCAAUUACCUUAGUGUUCCAUUUAAUGCUGAAAAUAUAAUUGACAAAAAUAGAUAACAUCAUACAUGAUUUAUAUGGCUCAAAUAAUGUAUUUUACUUUGUGUACUCACUAAACCCAAAGGUCUUAACUACUUCACAAAAUUGUAUGGCUGGAGAUUUUUUUCCUUGAAUGGACUAUAAAUAUUAUUUUCAUUGUUCAAUUACUUUAUUUUUAUUUUCUGUGAUAAUGUUUUCGAGUAAAUUCAGUUUUGACUCUCUAUUUUAUUUACUAGUCUUUUUUAUGAUAAUUCUUUUUAUAAAUAUUUACUUAAGACUAUUUAUUUUCUACUUAUUAAAUUAACGUUUUUUAUAGAUCUAUAUAAUUUUUGUAAAAUUAUUAGUUACAUUAUAAUUACCAAAUAUUGACAAAUUUUCUAUAACUAUCAUA
Molecule: messenger RNA, 2416 nt
Organism: Daktulosphaira vitifoliae (grape phylloxera)
Lineage: Eukaryota; Metazoa; Arthropoda; Insecta; Hemiptera; Phylloxeridae
Gene: FucT6
Product: alpha-(1,6)-fucosyltransferase
Exons: 9
Coding region: 343-2046 (567 amino acids)
Biological process (GO): protein N-linked glycosylation
Molecular function (GO): alpha-(1->6)-fucosyltransferase activity; protein binding
Source: RefSeq, a predicted model, not a curated record